Messenger RNA from Candida dubliniensis CD36, 3093 nucleotides. RefSeq lists its product as uncharacterized. The coding region runs from base 1 to 3093 and encodes 1030 amino acids. Lineage: Eukaryota; Fungi; Ascomycota; Pichiomycetes; Serinales; Debaryomycetaceae. The transcript has a single exon. Gene Ontology annotation, cellular component: intracellular membrane-bounded organelle. Gene Ontology annotation, molecular function: phosphatidylinositol binding. The record is from RefSeq and is a predicted model, not a curated record.
AUGUAUGACCAUUUACCAAGCAUACUAAAAUGGAGUAUAUGCUUGGGUGUUGUCUUUUGGUGUAUUCAUCAAAAUAGUAUUCUAUUUGUCCUUACAUUUAUAUGUGGAAUCAUUUUACUAUGUUUUUUCAUGGUAUACUACACAACAAAGGUACAAUUAUCGAGAUCUUCUUCCAUCAAGAGACAACAUAGACGGUUCAAUUUCACUCUUUCAAAGAAUUGGACACAGGAAAUAACGCAAUUACAGAAUGAACAAUUAGAUGUGAAAAGACCCAUUUUUCUGGACUCGUUUUUGGUUUCUGAAUCUUUGCAGGGUUUUAUUGAUUUAAUUAUUCAAGAAUUUAUUACCCCAUGGUACACCCAAAUAACACAAUCAACACAGGUACAAACUGAUAUAUCUUUAGAGCUUAAAGAGGUGAUUCGAAAUUUGCAAAAUAGAGCAAGAAGCAUUGAUUUUGCCCAACUUUUAGUAUCCGACAUCCUACCGCUAAUACAAGAACACUUUGAAAAUUAUUUGAGAGCGGAGGAUAUAGUUAAAAGCCAAGGGAAAUUUUCAAAGUUUGACUCAAAUGAAUAUCAUAUGGCAGUUGCAUGUCAAUUUAGAAGAGGUAAGUUACAUCCUGCAGUCACAACAUCUUUGGUUGUCAAUGAAGAAACCAAUUUCAAAGAAAAGCAAUAUUUGCGGAAGAAAAUGAAGACGGUAUUGGAGCUUGUAUUGUCAGAGAAUGAAAAAUCCAAUGAUGUAGGUCUAAGUUUGGUAACUGAAAUUCUUGCGUGCACAGUUCUUUGUAAUGUUAUAAACUUGCUUACAGAAAGUGAUUUUUACAAUUUGAUCAUUGUCAAGCUAAUUGGGGAUAACUUAAGACGAAGAGACCAAGUGAAGCAAUUGAGAGCUGCGUUGCAAGAACAUACUCAAAAGAGCUCGAAAGAGAUUAGCGACAAUCAAAUGUCAGAUAUGACAUCAGCAUUGUUGACACCUGAUUCAAAUUUACAAAAUCAGCUUAAAUUGAAAAUUAAUGAACGAAAACAACAAAGAGAAAAGCAGGAGAAUUUAAAUCUCAAAGAUAUUUUAACAGACAAAACUAAUUUCCAAGUGUUUAAAGAGUUUAUGGAGAGUGAAGGUCGGUCCAAGUUGGUCGAAUUUUGGAAGGCUGUUGAAGUGAUUAAGGCACCUUUAGAAGGUGAAGAGAAUGAUGACGAGACGGAUCCCUUGGCAUUAUCUUUGGAAUUUGGUAAUAAUGACGACGUUUACAAUAUUUAUAUCAAAUUCAUAAAAACCAAUGAAAUUCCUCAACCUGAUACUCACAUUUUGCAAGUCUUAUCAAGCAGUGGAAACAAUGCCAAUGUGAGAACGUACCAGGAAGCACGGAUGCACCUAUUCAAAAUGCAACGUGAUUAUUUUGAUCAGAUGCAAUCGCAUGAUUUACCGGUCUUUAUUAAGUCAGACAUGUAUCUAAGAUUAGUGAAUCGAAAAGAGUCAUCUGAUGUUAAUCCUGAAGUAAUAAAUGCUGUGGAAAAUGCUUUUACGUUGAUUAUGAAUAAACCAGAGAGUUUAGACACGCGACUUGAUGCAAGUGACGAAUUCAAUUCUGAUCAAUUAUUGACUACUUUACAACUAAAAACUGAUUUAUUUGGAGAUUCGUCUACUAAUUUGUCCGAUGGAAAUCACUCCAAUAGAAACUCUAGAUUGUUUGAUGAUUUCUUAUCCGACGAGGAACAGUCAGAUUCUGAUAGAGAUUCUUUGUAUUCGGAUAAACAUUCACAAUCAUUGAAUAAUAGUAACCUGGAGGUGCAAUUUGCAGCUCCUGGGAAUUUAAAUUUAGCUGAAGAAAUUCCAAAGUUGUCUGACGAGGUUGACAAUUUACAGAAGCAAAUUACUAUUUUAGAACCACUAUUACGGAAAGCCGAGUUAACUAAUAAUUUGUCUGAGUUGAAAGUUUUGCAAAAAUCAAAGAUUGGGUUGAUCAGAGAAAUUAAUGUAAAAGAAUUACAAAAACAACAAUUCAUUGUUCAAGAAAACGAUAACAGUUUGUUUGGGAAAUCCAGAGUAUGCAUCCAAUCUUAUAUUAAUGACAAUGAGAAGAAUGGUCGAGAAUUUACACUAUACAUUAUUGAAGUUCAAAAGUUUUCUAAUGAAAACCCCACCAUAAUUAAAGCUGGUUGGGUUGUUGCUAGAAGAUUUAGUCAAUUCUACGGGUUGCACGAGUAUUUGAAGUUAAAAUAUCCUAGAGUUAGUUAUCUCAAGUUCCCCAAAAAAUCGAUUCUGGUUUUAAAAUUUCAACAAAAGCAAGUUGCUGAAAUUAGAAUGAAGCAAUUAGAAGACUAUUUACAAGAAUUGAUUAAAAUACAAGAAGUGUGCUCAGAUCGAGCAUUCCGAUCAUUUUUGUCGUCGGAGAAUUUUAACUUGAAAAAGAAUCAACGGUUUGAAGAAACAAGAGCAAAAAAUUACAGUGAUACCAAUUUUCAAACAUUAUUUGGAAGUAAAUGGUAUCGUGGUCUUUCCAAUUUUAUGACCACAACGAAAAAUGAUGAUAACCACAAAGAUCUGACUUAUAUUGACACCCAUAUAAUGGAGAAUUUGAGAGAUAUGGAAAGUGAGUUGAAACAAUUCGAUGAGGCAGCAUCUGCAAAAACCCCAUUUGUUAAGCCCAUAUGUGAUUUAUUGAUAUCUGUUUUCAAACUUCAUUAUUCGAGAAGUUGGCUAAGGGGAAGAGCUUUAGUGGUGAUACUACAACAAAUUCUAGGUACCACGGUUGAAAAAAAAGUUUAUGAUGUUGUUGAGGGAAGACUCAAAACAGAGGAAAAUGUGUUGGAUUUAAUCAUGAUGCUAACAAAUAUUUUAUUUCCUAAUGGGAAAUUCAAGGAUCCUCCUGUAAUUAGGUCCUUAUAUCAACAGGCAAAUACAAGACAAGAGGCAAAAGUGUUGUCGGAAAUUUUCAUAUUUGAAACUUGUUCGACGAUAUUUGGACGCCACAAUAGCAUAUUUGCAUCCACUAAAAUUUUCCUGAUGAUUCAGAACGAAUAUUUGAAUAGGAACCUAGUAUUUGAGAUAGUUGAUGAGAUUUUAGAACACAUGUUUGCAGAAAUGAAAUAG